This is a messenger RNA of Nycticebus coucang (slow loris), 3643 nucleotides long. RefSeq names its product flavin containing dimethylaniline monoxygenase 3 (gene FMO3). Bases 166 to 1764 code for a protein of 532 amino acids. NCBI's taxonomy places the organism in Eukaryota, Metazoa, Chordata, Mammalia, Primates, Lorisidae. Gene Ontology annotation, molecular function: NADP binding; flavin adenine dinucleotide binding; N,N-dimethylaniline monooxygenase activity. The transcript is spliced from 9 exons. The record is from RefSeq and is a predicted model, not a curated record.
CUUUAAAAGUUCCUCCCACUUUCCACUAAUCCCCAAGAGUGUGGGCUCAGAAACCGUUUUCUCUUUCCAACUACCCAGACAACUUGAACAAGACUUGGACAUACAGAGGAAAGGAAGACAGACAAAAGGUAGAAAAAGAAGAAAGAGGCCUUUGCACAGGCAAUCAUGGGGAAGAGAGUCGCCAUCAUCGGAGCAGGUGUCAGUGGCUUGGCCUCCAUCAGGAGCUGUGUGGAAGAGGGGCUGGAGCCUACCUGCUUUGAGAGGAGCAAUGACAUCGGGGGCCUGUGGAAAUUCUCCGACCAUGCAGAGGAGGGCAGGGCAAGCAUUUACCAAUCAGUCUUUACCAAUUCUUCCAAAGAGAUGAUGUGUUUCCCAGACUUUCCAUAUCCUGAUGACUUUCCCAACUUUAUGCACAACAGCAAGAUCCAGGAAUAUAUCACUGCAUUUGCCAAAGAAAAGAAUCUCCUGAAAUACAUACAAUUCAAGACAUUUGUGUCCAGUGUAAAUAAACAUCCUGAUUUCUCAACUACUGGCCAAUGGGAAAUUACCACUGAAAAAGAUGGCAAAAAGGAAUCAGCUGUCUUUGAUGCUGUAAUGGUUUGUUCUGGACAUCACGUGUACCCCCACCUUCCAAAAGAAUCCUUUCCAGGAUUAAAAGAUUUUAAAGGCAAAUGCUUCCACAGCAGGGACUAUAAGGAACCAGGUGCAUUCAAGGGAAAGCGAGUCCUGGUGAUUGGCCUGGGGAAUUCCGGCUGUGAUAUUGCCACAGAACUGAGCCACACAGCUGAACAGGUCAUCAUCAGCUCCAGAAGUGGCUCCUGGGUGAUGAGCCGGGUCUGGGACAAUGGCUAUCCUUGGGACAUGCUAUACGUCACUCGAUUUGGAACCUUCCUCAAGAACAGCUUACCGACAGCCAUCUCGGACUGGUUGUACGUGAAACAGAUGAAUGCCAGAUUCAAACAUGAGAACUAUGGCUUGAUGCCUUUAAAUGGAACCUUGAGGAAAGAGCCUGUGUUUAAUGAUGAGCUCCCCGCUUGCAUCCUGUGUGGCACCGUGUCUGUUAAGCCUAAUGUGAAGAAGUUCACAGAGACCUUGGCCAUUUUUGAGGAUGGGACUGUGUUUGAGGCCAUCGACUGUGUCUUUUUUGCAACAGGCUAUAAUUAUGCCUACCCUUUCCUCGAUGACUCUAUCAUCAAAAGCAGAAACAAUGAAGUCACUUUGUUUAAAGGCAUCUUCCCUCCUCUACUAGAGAAGUCAACCAUGGCAGUAAUUGGCCUUGUUCAGUCCCUUGGGGCUGCCAUCCCCACAGCUGACCUCCAAGCCCGCUGGGCAGCACGAGUAAUAAAGGGAACUUCUACUUUACCCUCUGUGAAAGAUAUGAUGGAUGAUAUUGAUGAGAAAAUGGGGAGAAAGCUUAAAUGGUUUGGUAACAGCGAGACCAUCCAGACGGAUUACAUCGUUUAUAUGGAUGAACUUGCCUCCUUCAUUGGAGCAAAGCUCAACAUCCCGUGGCUUUUCCUCACAGAUCCCAAAUUGGCUGUGCAAGUUUUCUUUGGCCCUUGCAGCCCCUACCAGUUUAGGCUGGUGGGCCCAGGGAAGUGGUCAGGAGCCAGAGAUGCCAUCUUGACCCAGUGGGAUCGGACAUUGAAACCCAUGAAGACAAGAGUUGUUGGGAGUCUUCAGAAGCCGUACUUCUUUUUCCCUUGGCUCAAGCUCCUUGCUAUUCCUAUUCUGUUAAUUGCUGUCUUCCUUGUGUUGUUCUAAUCACCAUUCCCUCGAGGAUUUCUGAAAGUUACUGACAAUACUCAGGCAGAAACUUCCUAUUUAAAAAUUAAGAUUUUUCACACCUCCUACUCCUUUUUAAAUAAGUUCCUUUAAGAAUCAUGUCAUGAUCUAAAAAGAGCAUUAAUCAUAUCUCUUUAGGCGCCACUGACACUUGGGAAUCAGAACUGUGUUCUUUAUGUUUAAUUUAAAUCAUCUCCUGAAAGUUUUUACCACGAUUUCUUUUCUCCUGUAGCCAAUGUUUGAAAUAAACAUUUCAAAUCUAAACAAAGAGCAAAUUAAGCAAAAUAAUAUGAUAUUCCCAAGCUACCUCUACAAAUCAUUUGCAGUAUAAAAGGGGGAGUCUGGCUACUGUAUUUCAUUUUUGUUUUGUGGAACAAUCCUCCAGGCAAGACCUCCUGUUCCCUGGCCAAGAAGCAUAGCAGCCAGACCUGGUCUAUGUUGAAAAUUAACACAAACUAACUCAUUUUAUUUAUACUCUCAAUAAGGAAACAAAUAUUCCAGAAACAAAUUUAACAGCAAAACAACAACCACCACAACAGAAAGCAGCAGCAGCAGCAAGGACCAAAUAUGUAUUUUAGCUGAAGGGGAAUCUUUUUAAAAGUUAAAUGUUCUGCCAAAACUGUGACCAAAGUCUAACACUGCCUGUGGAGGUUGAACUUCUCAGGUACCAGAAUAAAUCCAAAAUAUCAUUUUAAAAUGAACAAUAUUGCCUUUUGUCAUCAAAAUUCUGAUAAUUAUAAUUUUUAAAUUUUGACAGUAUAGAGCAAAGAAAACGACAUGUAUAUCGGGAAAAGAUUACAUUUUCAUCUAAUACUUUCUUUUUUUCCGUUAUUUCCUUCAUAUUUUUAUUUUUCAAGCUGAAGUUUAUCAUGAGCGUUAUGCACAAUUUAAAUCUUUCUCUUUUCCUAAUUAUGUAUUGUAACAAAGUUAACGUUCUGCUUUUAGGCAGGGUACACUGGCUCGUGCCUGUAAUCCUAGCACUCUGGGAGGCUGAGGCAGGUGGAUUGCUUGAGCUCAGGAGUUCAAGAUCAUCCUGAGCAAGAGGAAGACCCCAUCGCUACUAAAAAUAGAAAAAAUUAAAUAAAAAAUAAAAACUAACCAGGCAUUGCAGCAGGUACGUGUAGUCCCAGCUACUCAGGAGGCUAAGGCAAGAGGAUCGCUUAAUUCCAGAAGUUUGAGAUUGCUGUGAGCUAUGACACCAUGGCACUCUUCCCAGGGUGACAGAGUAAGACUCUGUCUUAAAAAAAUAAAUAAAUAAAUAUUGAUUUUAGGGUGUGAAAUAUUCCCAGAUAUUGCUAAAUGAAACAAACGUUUCUUGAAAACCUGUGUCCUAAAAGGAAUCAAGUAACCAAAAAUUUAUGCAGUUCAUAGGUUUAUUUCAUUUGCUAUUAUAAAUGCUAGUACACAAAUAAAAUUGAAAAGUAAAUUGCUAUAAUCCAAUUUCUAUUAUACUUUUUUGUAAGAGACUCGUGUUUCAAUAUGUUCCCUUCCAAAAUUCAUGUUGGAACUUAAUCCCUGGUGUGGCAGUAUGGAAGGGGGGAACUUCAAGAGCUGACUGGGUGAUGAAGGCUCUGCCCCCCAAAAUGGAUUAAUCCAUUCAUGGAUUAAUGGGUUAGCACAGGAGCAGCACUUGCUCUCACCAGAUGCAGGGUAUCAGCCUUGGACUUCUCAGCCUCAAACAACUCAAUAGCAAAAAACCCAAAUAAUCGAAUUUUUUAAAGGCAAAUGAAUUGAAUGCAUAUCCAUAAAAAAGAGAAAUACAAAUGGCCAAGUGGCAUAUGAAAAAUUGUUGAAUGUCACCAAUCAUCAGGGAAAUGCCAAUCAAAACCACAAUGAGACAGAUAACAUCUCACCUCAG